Spirodela intermedia is the source of this 3318-nucleotide messenger RNA. The record is from the annotation of a GenBank genome assembly. NCBI's taxonomy places the organism in Eukaryota, Viridiplantae, Streptophyta, Magnoliopsida, Alismatales, Araceae.
AUGGCAGUACGUGAAGAUCUGGGUGUCUCUGAAAUGAAAUCUGGUGGUGAUGAUGAAUUGUCAAUGUUCAACAAGGAAAACCUGCAGAGCAAUAUGAAAGUCAUUUACUAUAGGUGAUUUUGUCUACCCCUGUCUUUUAAUUAUUCUACCUCUCAUUAUCUUAGUUUGGUUUAGAUUUUUUUUGAACUACACAACAGCGACGUUCUUAAAACGAUUAAAAUAACCUAGAUGUCGGUCUUUAACGUGAGGCUUGGGAGAAUUUAUAAAUAAAGUGUUAUUAAAUAUUUGUCUAAUAUGAUGAGAUAUACACAUACGUGAUAAUGCUGAGUUGAACAAAUAGAGUUUCCAUAGGUGAUAUUUAUUAAGAACAAAGAAAAAAAAUAAACUGCUGUCAUAAAGAGGCAUUCUAAAUAAAUAAAUAUUAAAAUAAAUAUAGAUUUCAAUGCUAUCUUUUAAAUGCUCUCAAGUGUUAAUGCCUAUUAGUUUUUAUACAUAGUGUGAUAGAUGCAAAUAAAAAACAUGCUUGCUUCUCUAUGCUUCCCUUGGAGGUCGUGUUAAGGUUUUUGAUAGAUGCAGUUGUGGUAAACCCUGACAUUUAUGUCUGGUUGCGUACAGCUGCCUAGCCAAUGCAAUGCAGUCAUCUGAUGCCUUGGUGGUCUGAGGUGCCUGGGUGACUUGGGCAUCUGAGCUGCCUCUUUGGUCGAGUGCCAGGCACAACCCUCAAAAGUCUAUGCCAAUGGGCUUACUUGUUCCAGUUACCUUAUAGAAUAGUGUGAUCUUUUAUUUGUGUCGUUAUACAACUAGCAUAUAUUAGCUCGAAUUUUGGAACGCUGCUGGAAGGUUCUGUAAAGAGUGAAUAAUUUUUUCCUCAUCUUUCAUCUUCUUACUUCUACUUUGCCCACUUACAUGCACAAUUCAGUAAAUUUUUAAGCUAGACGGAGGAUACACUUUAGUUUUACUGACUCAUGAUAACAGAGAAGUGCAUUGUGUCAUCUGUUUCCGCAUUCCUUUGGAACAUAAUUUAAUUCUUCCAGCAUCAUGCAACUUUACUAGCUUACACACUGAAAACUUAGAUCUACUUCUGUUUACUCUUGCAAUUGAAGAUUAAACAGCCUACAAGUUCGCCACUCCUUCCAUACAGAAAUUUUGUUGCCGUGAUUAUAACCUAAUAUUUACUCAGGAUGAAGCACAUACCUGUAAAGUACAAUAGAUUUAUUCCUUUCUGAUUGGAAUUUCUUGAUAACGCUGUAAACUUAAGAAUUUAUUUCACACAUCAGAUAUUAUGUCUAUCACUUACAUGUGUAAGUUUUUCUGCAGUCGGACAUUUUUGUCAAUCAUUGGAGGAGUAAUUGCUGGGAUUUGGGGAUUUACAGGCCUGACGGGCUUCAUUUUCUACGUUUUGAUCAUGGGAAUUACUUCACUAGGGCUAGCAGCAAAGGCGAAGUUCUCUGCACAGACAUACUUUGACAACUGGAACAGGAUUCUGCUAGAUGGUUUUUUUGGCGGACUAAUGGUGAUCAUCUAACUCAUUCACCUGAAUCAGCGUAUCACUAGGGCUGUUUUCUUUUCAUGGCAGUGAAAUGUUAGCUUUUCUCUUGAUUGAUGUCCUUCGAGACCUUUCUGGUUGGUUUCCCUUGCAAGUUUUACUUUCAUCUCGCUCAAGCCAUUUUAGAAAUGGGCUGAGGUAGUCAUUUUCCUUAAGGGCAUGUAACUGACAAUAGACGUCCAUUAGUUCCUCAUUAAUCUUAAUACGGAUAUUAUUAGAAAAUGAGUCAUGGAGAAAGCAAUUUCUAAACUAUAGAGGUUUAAUCUUUGGUUUCCUCUUUUUCUGAGGUUCACUGUUUUAUUCUUGCCAGCUAUAUAGUAUACCUUGUCUUUUAUCUGCGAAUGCUAUGUACUCCAGAUGUGAUACUUGAUUGAAAGCUGUAAAUGAAGUUUGAUGGGGGAGAUGCCCCUUAGACUGAACUGCCUAUUUUCAGAGGUCAAAGCAUGUUUCCCCAGUCAUGUUCCCUGAUGCCACUUGAGGGGGCAUAAUUACUGCAGAUAAUUUACCAGACUCAUGGCUUUAGCAGUAAAAGAGCUUAAGUAAUCACUUGGACUUAUCUACAUUACAAAAUGAAUAUAUAGCUUGAAAAUCUGUCAUCUCAACCAACUAUUUCUUUGCCUGUGAUUCGAUCUUCUCAAUGCUAUCUUUAUCCUCUUCUGUUCUCUUGUUCCGUUUCCCUGUAAUGAGACAGAUGGCACUAAUCACAUUUCUUACUUUUUCUGCAGUCGUUCGUGCUGUUCUGGACGUAUCCUUUACCAUCUUUUGGAUUCAUGCAUUUUUAAUAUUUUUUUUAUCAUCCGGAAUCAUUAUCUUAGACAAUGCCCCGUUUCAGAAGUUGCAAAUUAGAGUAGAUAUCUCAGCUGGUGCUUCAAGGAUGAUCCUUAUUGUGCUUUUCUAGACCGUAACCUCUCCGCCCUUACUCCCUCACACUGGCCCCGUUUCAGAGUAGAAACCUUUUGAUUCUUCGUCUCUGUGAUGAGGAUUUGAACCUCCACAUUUCAACUUCUCACAAUCUAUUCCACUCCAUCUCUUGGAACGGUCACAUUAAAAUCGAUAGUGAGGCUGCUUAUGUUUAUUAGGUACCCAUCAUAAUCUUUCUGUCUUUUAUACAUGAAAGCUGAACAAACCCAAUUGAGUUUUCCUGGUUCAGUAUUUUGUGGGUUCGAUUAAAGAAACUAAUUUAUUUCCGAGGAUGUUGAAUACCUCAUUUGUGGGAUCAGUCACCUUUGGAUCAACAUAGAUUUUACAAUGUUAUCUGAUGGAAGUGAUUCCUUUGACCUAAUCUGCUAGUAUUCUUCCUUGACGUCUCCAGAUUUGCUUAUGAUAUUGUACAUAUUUUCUGAUGAAGAGGAGGAAGAUGGAGCAGCUUUCAUGAACAGGGCCUUAGAGUUUCCUGGGGUCAGGAACCUUUUGAUUCUUCGUCUCUGUGACGAGGAUUUUGAACCUUUCAGCUUCUCACAACCUCUUCCAUUACAUCUCUUGGAACAGCCACAUUAAAAUGUUUAUUAGUUAUCGAUUAUAAUCUCUGUCUUUUAUACAUGAAAGCUGAACAAACCCAGUUGAGUCUUCCUGAUUCAGUACCUUGUGGGUUCGAUUAAAGAAACCCGUUUAUUUCCGGGGAUGCUGAAUACCUCAUUUAUGGGAUCAAUCACCUUUGGAUCAACAUAGGUUUUGCAAUGGUAUCUGAUGUAAAGUGAUUCCUUUGACCUAAUCUGCUAGUGUUCUUCCUUGACGUCUCCAGAUUUGCUUAUGAUAUUGUGCAUAUUUUCUGA